CUCUCCACCGCUUCCAUAACUCCUCCAAAGCAACACACUUAUAGCUCUCUCUCUCUCUACGCCAUGAUGGUCGAGCCCAGAGGACUGCUAUGGGUAUUGGCUCUGCUACUUCUCUCUCUAGGGCUCAAAGGGUGGGCUCUGAUGUGGCGCAGGCCGAAAGCCAUUGAAGCUCACUUCAAGCGUCAAGGGAUUGGGGGCCCUCCUUAUCGAUUAUUCCUUGGAAAUGUGAAGGAGAUGAUGAGUUUGAUGAUCAAAGCCUCCUCUCAACCCAUGUCUCCCUCUCAUAAUAUCCUCCCUCGUGUUCUCUCUUUCUACCACCACUGGAAGAAAGCUUAUGGUGGGACUUUCCUGGUUUGGUUCGGACCAACACCCAGACUAACCGUGGCCGAUCCCGACCUCAUUAGAGAGAUCUUUGCUUCAAAAUCCGAGUUUUAUGAGAAGGACGAGUCUCACCCACUGGUCCGACAACUCGAGGGUGAUGGUCUUCUGAGCCUUAAGGGCGAGAAGUGGGCUCUCCAUAGAAAGAUUAUUACCCCCACCUUCCACAUGGAGAACCUCAAAGUUUUGCUACCAGUUGUAGGAAAGAGCAUCAUUAAGAUGGUAGAGAAUUGGGGAGAAUCGAGCAAGACAGAGAUUGAUGUAUCAGAGAGCUUCCAACGCUUAACAGAGGAUAUCAUAACACGCACUGCUUUCGGUAGCAGCUACGAAGACGGAAAGGCAGUUUUCUCUCUCCAAUCUCAACAAAUGGAGUUAGCUGCUGAUGCUUUUCGCAAAGUCUUCAUCCCGGGCUACAGGUUUCUGCCGACGACGAAGAACAGGCGGUCUUGGAAGCUGAACAAGGAAAUAAGGAGGUCAUUGAUGCGGUUGAUAGAGAGGAGAGAGAAAGAGGCAGAGGAAGGUGGGGUUUAUGGUGAGGACCUAUUGGGGCUUAUGAUAAAGGCGAGGGCAGAGGGGGCAAUAAGCGCCAAGGACAUAGUGGAGGAGUGCAAGACUUUCUUCUUCGCUGGGAAGCAAACGACGUCGAACCUGCUGACGUGGGCGGCGGUGCUUCUCGCUAUGCACCCCGAGUGGCAGGAACGGGCUCGGGCCGAACUCCUCGGCCUCCCCGACCCUCCUUACAUCAUCCCUUCCAAGGACCAACUCGACAAGCUCAAGACCAUGAGCAUGAUAUUAAAUGAGGCCCUGAGGCUCUACCCCCCAGCCGUCGCAACAAUAAGACAAGCCAAGACAAAUGUGGAGCUAGGAGGCUACGCCAUCCCAAAGGGCAUGGAGCUGCUCAUUCCAAUCCUGGCCGUCCAUCACGAUCCAGCGUUGUGGGGCCCAGACGCCGACGAAUUUAACCCGUCCAGAUUUUCCGAUGGCGUCGCACGUGCCGCAACCCAUCCCGUGGCCUUCAUCCCCUUCGGCCUCGGUGCUCGCACGUGUAUAGGACAGAGCCUUGCCCUGUUGGAAGCUAAAUUGGUGCUCACCAUUAUUUUGAGGCGAUUCGAUAUCUCUCUAUCUCCUGCGUAUCGACACGCACCCACUGUGCUCAUGCUCCUUUACCCCCAACAUGGCGCCCCCCUCUAUUUCAGACCCCUCCUUUCCGCCCCCACUUCCUAACAUCUUUCUCCAUGUUGAUAUCUUUCCCCUUCCGAACCUCUCUCUCUGACAUACCUGUGAUCCCCUUUCUCUCACUUAAAUUCCUCUCUCUGUCCUCAACGGAACUACCCGUGUUUUUUUUUGUGCUAUACGACACUGUUUUUCCUUCUAUAACCGAAGUACCCCACCUUCUAACAAAAAUAACCCUUCUCUCUAACUGAUAUACUUUUCUAACCUUUUCUCUCACUAAAAUGUGUUCGCCCUUCCUCUCAGAAUCAGGCCGUCUCUCUCUGUCUAAAAUACUCUCUAAUCCAUCCUGUUUACUUGACAAUUCCCCUUUUGUUUAAAUUCCCAUCAAGCCACUACUACAAGGGAAAAGAGGAUAUGGACUUUUGAUAGAGUAAAAUGGUCGAACAUAAUUAGUGUAACAAACCCUAAAUAGUUUGGAUACGAUUAGAAUGAAUGAUGAUGAAUGGUAUAACAAACCGUAAAUAGUUUGGAUAGGAUUGGAAUGAUGAUGUUCCCCGCACAUUAUACAUUGCUAUUCGGAUGGGAAUCUUACCACUUCCGGGAACAUUACAGUUAUUUUCACGAUGUUUGACGAGUUUUUGGUCAAUAUAGGUAAAAAGACGAAAGAGUGAUCAAUGAGUCCUCUUUCUUUGUUUUUUAUUUUUUCUUAUGUUUGCCAGUGUAUUAGCUUCCUCCUCGCUCACCUCCCUCGUAAAAGCGCAUUGUAAAUAUAUGUAUACAUCUUAGUAUGAUGUUUUCAAUUUC
This is a messenger RNA of Amborella trichopoda, 2355 nucleotides long. It is a transcript of the gene BAS1, whose product is annotated as Cytochrome P450 superfamily protein. Gene Ontology annotation, molecular function: oxidoreductase activity, acting on paired donors, with incorporation or reduction of molecular oxygen; iron ion binding; heme binding. Gene Ontology annotation, biological process: brassinosteroid metabolic process; brassinosteroid homeostasis. The record is from RefSeq and is a predicted model, not a curated record. NCBI's taxonomy places the organism in Eukaryota, Viridiplantae, Streptophyta, Magnoliopsida, Amborellales, Amborellaceae.